Messenger RNA from Symbiodinium sp. CCMP2592, 2106 nucleotides. The record is from the annotation of a GenBank genome assembly. Lineage: Eukaryota; Dinophyceae; Suessiales; Symbiodiniaceae.
AUGGCGGCUUCCUUGGUCGUCGCUUUAAUUGGCGGACCUUGCUUUAACCUCCUGGAUAUCCCCGACGUUCCGGGCCUGGUGAUCUUAGAUAUCGUCAUGGUCAUUGCCACGCUGAUGUUUUGCGUGGAGCUGGUGCUGAACUGGACAGCGACCACGGCAUACCGCUGGUCCUUCUUUUUUACCAUGGAUGUCAUUGGCACUCUGUCGAUGGUCUUCGAGAUCUCUUUCUUGUUAGGUCAGAGUGAGAUGGUCCAUGCCGUAGUGCUGCGUUCCGCGAGAGCAGCGAAACUGGGUGCACGUUCCAGCCGCGUCUUCAAGCUGGUCUUGUGCUGUUCCCUGAUCAUGCGCUACGGAGGGACGCGGCCGGAUGCUGAAAAGCCCCAGUUCGAAGCCAAGGUCUUGGCUCAAAGGCUCAUGUCCUCCAUUGCCACAAGAGUGGCCAUGCUGACCAUUUUUCUGAUUUCUGUCGUCCCUCUGCUAGAGCUGCCCAACUUCCCACGGGAGGACCAGUCCAUGGUCCUAUGGGCAAGAAAUCUGGAGGAGGCUUUUGCCACACAGAACGCCGCCAGCUUCCUGAAACAAGCGUCCGACAUGGUCGAGUUCUACCAGAACGACGACUAUGCACCGUAUGCCAUCGAGGGCUUUGGCGACUAUUCCCUUGACUCGGCCGUCACCAAACCCUCAAGGUCUAGAAACGACGUUCGCAUCGAGGUGUCUGAGUGCGUGCUCUCGCGCAGCAGCUGCGACAGCACGAUGAAAGCUGCAAUCCUGUUCAACUUCACAAAUGCUGGUCGAAUUUCAGCAGCCAUGGAAAUCACGCUGGUGUUCAUCAUCGUCCUCGUCAUGAUGUUCAUGACGAUUGACCUGGGCACUGUGCUGAACGACCUGCUGGUGAAGCCUCUCGAAAAGAUGCUUGCCGGCCUGAAAGGAUCUGCCCAGUCCUUGAUGAAUUCGCUCGGAACCACUAUCGGGAUGGAUUUGCAAACUGCCGGUGGCAGCGACGAUGAGCUACAGGAAGAAGAUGACGAAAGUCGGGCUACUGAGCUGGAGCUCAUCGAGCGGACACUGCAGAAGCUCUCGCGAAUUGCAGGGCAGGCGCUUAACAAGAACGAGAUCAGCAAGGAGGAGAUGGCGAAGAAAAGUGAGUAUGAGAAGGCCGUUCUUGUUGAGAUGAUGGGCGUCAAGGUCGCAGAGGAACAGGUCGAGCAAGCGCCGGCGCAGCUGGCUGCAUGGGCAGUGUCCCUCAACGGGGUCAAGAAGGACCGGGAGGUCAAGCUUCAGACCUGGAACUUUGACGUGCUGAACAUGGAACCUCGGGAGCUAGACGAAGCCAUCAUGCAUGUCUUCUUUGACUCUGAGUUCGGCGUGGCCCCAAUGUUCUGCGAUGAAGGGAUUUUCCCUGCAUUUGUAGAGGCGGUUAAGCCGGAGUACCUGGACGUGCCUUACCACUGCUUCGCCCAUGCCUGCGAUGUCCUACACACGGUCUUCCGGCUUAUGAGCCUCGCAGCGUCGCGCCUGUGGCUGACUCCAGCAGAGCAGUAUGCGCUGCUAGUAUCUGCGCUGUGCCACGACAUGGGGCACUUUGGCAGGACAAACCCUUUCCUCGUGGAAACGGGGCAUGAGCUGGCGAUUCGCUACAACGACAAGUCGCCGUUAGAGAACAUGCAUUGUGCCAAACUGUUUCAAAUCUGCCAAGACCCUUCGAAGAACGCUUUCGGGAAAGCUAGCAAGGAGCUAUACAAGGAGGCACGGAAAGUCGCCGUGGCUGCCAUUCUUCAUACCGACAACGCGAACCAUUUCGCCAUGGUCAAGGACGUGAGCCAGGUCUACGAGUCACAGGAUGCCAGCUGCGAAGCCCAAGCAGGCUUCGGAACGGAGGCUGAAAAGGUUCUGUGCCAAGACUAUCGGCUGAAAGUCUUGGAGCCCAACAAGCUGCUUUGGCUGGAGCUUUUCCUACACCUGGCUGACGUCUCCAACCCUCUGAAGCCUUUUCAGCUCUCAAGAGCGUGGGCCCACCGUGUGCUGGACGAGUUCUUCCUCCAGGGUGACGAGGAGAAGAGAUUAGGACUGCCGGUCGGCAUGCUGAACGAUCGAGACAAGGUGUAG